Penicillium brasilianum is the source of this 1524-nucleotide messenger RNA. NCBI's taxonomy places the organism in Eukaryota, Fungi, Ascomycota, Eurotiomycetes, Eurotiales, Aspergillaceae. The record is from the annotation of a GenBank genome assembly.
AUGCCACCUCUUCGUGGAUUUUCAGACAACAAAUUUCAGGAUCGGGACGAUGCCCUGACUGCGACCAAAGCCCUCAUCCGGGCGCUUGUGCCUUACUUCUCUCCGGGGAAAGCCCGCGUCCAACUGCCCGUCUACUCAGGUGCCCAUUUUGACGAAACUGCAGCGCAACUUGAAGGCUUCGCACGGCCAAUCUGGGCGGUAGCUACUGCGGUGGCCGAACCAUCUGAUACUAUCGAUCCAGAAGUCACCCACUAUGUUCAGCAGUUGGUGGAAGGCCUUGCCAAUGGGCUCAAUCCGGCUCAUCCUGAGUACUGGGGCGCUAUAGGAGAUUGGGACCAACGCAUGGUUGAAGCGGAGCCAAUCUCAUUUGCGCUCUUGAUAGCACCCAAAUCUUUCUAUGAGCCGCUCUCGAAAGAGAGUCGCACACACCUAGUCCAAUGGUUAUCUGGUCUCAAUGGCAAAGUCAUGCCUGAAAAUAAUUGGCGCUGGUUCCGCGUCUUUUCCAAUCUUGCUCUCAGUCGCGUAUGUGGGGUUCCACAGGAAGAUGUCAAGGACUAUAUCGAGACCGACUUUGCCAUGCUGGAUCGAUUCGAUAUAGGGCAUGGAUGGUCCGCGGAUGGGAUCUGGAGAAACGACACGGGGGAGGGACAGGAGAGGUACGGUCGCCAGGCAGAUUAUUACUCAGGAAGCUUUGCAAUCCAAUUCAGCCAGUUGCUGUAUUGUAUUAUCGCGGAAAAGUCCGACCCUGGUCGAGUCGCACGCUAUAGAGACCGGGCGAGAGAUUUUGCCGGUCAAUUUUGGAGGUUCUUCGACGAGGAUGGUGCCUCUAUUCCCUUUGGGAGAUCAUUGACCUACCGAUUUGCCAUGGGUGCAUUCUACUCAGUCUUUGCUCUUGCCAAAUGCUAUGAUGAUACAAACCGCUACACAUCUGCCGGGUUUGUGAAAGGCAUGCUCUUUCGGCAUCUCAGGUGGUGGGCAAAGAAUUCGUCGCACAUGUUUGCGGUUGACGGGACCUUGACAAUCGGGUAUCUGUACCCGAAUAUGUUCAUGUGCGAGGAUUACAACUCUCCGCAGUCACCUUACUGGGCAAUGAAGCGUUGCGAGCCCGUCUCCGGAGUAGAGGUUCUGCAUGCGCCAUCUCAGAUCCUGUGUGACCAUCCGAAAGGUCAGCAUCACUUCAUGCUCUCUGGUGGCCAAUUCUGCUUGUGGCCCUUGAAAGCCACACAGGCAAAGUAUAGCAAGUUUGCCUACUCAUCGGCGUUUGGGUUCAGUGUGCCUAAGGGCGGUCUAUUGACCCAGCUUGCCCCUGAAAAUACCCUUGCUAUUAGCCGGGACGAUGGCAAUACAUGGGCCACAAGAUGGGAGACUAUUGGCGGUCCCCAUGUGCUACCGAAGACCUUCGAUGGCCUGACUGGCACGUCCGAAUCCACCGCAUUACGAGUCCACGCAAAGAUUCUUCUGUUCCAGAAAAGUUCACUAUUGUUGAAGGAGGCUUUGCAAUUCAAGCGAAAGAACCGCGACUGA